CAUAACUGUGUAUGUUGAGUUGAACAUAACAAUAGUAUUAUGCAUACAGGUAUGGCACCUGGACAAGCCUACAGGCACCAUUUGCUGAAGAUGGAACUUGACGAAGACUUGUACAAUCAAGCCAAGAAAUCAAUAAAUCCUUCUCCGAAGUCCGUCGAGUAUAUGUGGAGUACAUGGAAGAAAAAGGAACAUGGAGGACUGAAUACGCCGUCAAUGUUUGAUGCCGUCAAGACAUACGCUGAAAAAAAUCCGGACCUCAUUAUAAAGAUACACAAUGAAGGGAAUCAAUUUGCAGUUGUUUUGGUCACCCCAUUCAUGAUGAGGGCACACAAGCUGUUGCAAGAAGCUGGAGAAGUUGUAUUUGUUGAUGCAACAAGUUGUGUUGAUCAGGUCAACACAGCAGUGAUACCACUUCUCUGUUCAGGACCAGCUGGGGCUGUACCAUUGGCUGUCCUGUUCACCUCAUCUCAAGAUGAAGCAACACUAACAAAAGGAUUUGGUAUGGUAAAGGAGGCGAUUGGGGAGGAUGGAUUUUUUGGUCAAGGAGGUCCACAAAAUUUCAUGACAGACAACUGCAAUGCAGAAAGAAAUGCAUUGGCAGCCAUUUGGCCUAAUUCAAAACAAUACCUCUGCAUUUUUCAUGUUCUCCAACAAGUAUGGCGCUGGCUUCUUGAUUCUAAACAUGGAAUCAAUAAGAAUGAUAGACAAGAAUUGAUGAGUGCAGUUAAACUACUUCUUCAUGCCGAGUCAAUUGACAGAUUUGAAGAUCAACUGGAGAAAGUUCAGCACCAUCCUCUUCUUCAGAAAUAUCCCAAUUUCAAGAGCUACCUAAACACCUUGGACCAAAGAAGAGAGGAGUGGGCAAUUGCCUACAGAGCAGGUGCAUUGUUGAGGGGUCACAACACUAAUAACUAUUGCGAAUCAACAAUGUGCAUCAUAAAGGAUAAUGUCCUUAAUAGAUGUAAGGCAUAUAACACUGCACAACUUGUAAUGUUUAUGGCUGAAAUCUUCAACUCCUUUAUGAAACAACGGAUAGUGGAUGUAGCACUCAACAGAAGGCAUACGAAGAGAAUGAAUGUCACCAAACUGCCUUUAGAAAGUGUUGUACCCUUGGGGAGUGGGUUGUACCGAGUGGGAAGUGAAACUAAUCCAGGACAAAUGUAUGAGGUGGAUCUAAAUAUUGGUAUUUGCACGUGCACAAAAGGAAAUACUGGUGCAGUCUGCAAACACCAAGCUGUAUGUGCAGACAGUGCAAAUCUAACAGUUCCUCAAAUGCCUAUGCUGAACAGUAAUACCCGUCACCAGUUGGCAGUGUUGGCUCUAGGGCAGAAGGACGCCCCCAGUGAAAAUUUCUUCAAGACACUGAAAGAAAUUAAAAGUGAUGAAGCUAGUAAAAGCAACAUUGAAGCUGCAGUGAAGUUUGGAAAGAGUGAGGAAGCCUGUGAAUUAAAUUUUGAGGUCAAAGGGGAUGCUGAAGAAAUUUCUCCUAGCUGCAGUAUGGAAACAGCAUCGGUGUCAUCUCAAACUAGCAGUGAUCAUGGGGGCUCUUCAUCUUUAGCUGACAACAUUCAUGAUGAGACCAAUAUUGCUGUAGCAGAGCUUUUAAAAACAUCCAAAAAAUUUGGUAAUGAGGAUUCAGUCUCAGCUCUUAAAAUGUUCGUCCAGAGGCUAAGAUCUGUUAAAACCUCAAAUCAAUUUAACAGCUUUCUUCACACUGUGGGUGUGGGUGUGUGUGCAAAAGGUAGCUAAACGUCCUCGAAACCUAGCGGAAAAUGUUAGGAACAAUGUGGCCAAUGCCAAAUCACAUGGUAGUGGUCACUAAGUCAUCCUUCUCCUGAAUCUCAUGCUCUUUAUAUUUCUGCCAGAAAUCAUGCCAAACCUGAUCUCUAAUUAGCCAAAAACUCCUUCAUCAAUAGAAAAUAUCAAAACCUGUUACCUUCUAAUUCCCCUCGUGAUUUCUGGCAUCUAGCCAAAAAAAUCUCCAAUUUCUCUUCUUCCUUCCGUCCUCUAUUUCAACCCGAUGGGUCCACAUCAGUCACUUUCUAUCUCUAAGGCUGAACUCUUUGCUCAAACUUUUGCCUAAAACUCAACUCUGGCUGAUUCUGGUCUUGUUCCUCCUUCUCCACCCAACUCUGACUAUUAAGAUUCUUUGUAAUUAUGUUUUUCAUACCCUCUCUGGAUUUAAUCUUCGGGAGACUUGCGGACCUGAAGGAGUCCUUCCUAUUGUUCUCAAAAAUUGUGCUUCUGAGCUCACACCCUGCCUGGUAAAACUUUUCCAUUUCUGUCUACCUAAAUCUACUUUUCCUUAAUCCUGGAAGUUUUUACUCAUACAGCUUGUUCCUAAGAUGGGUGACUGCUUCACUUUGGGUGUGGCAAUCUAAGUGGGCUUUUUUGUUUAUCAAUCAAUUUCUUUUAGUUUUGCCCUUGGCCACCACACAUGAUGUAAAAAAAAAAGUACGUAUCAUUUGGUACUGCACUACAAUGUACGCUAACCCAUACUCUGCAUCGCUCCAAAAUCCUUUUAAACACUAAUUCCAGGCUCACACUGAUAUGCUUCCAUUUUUUUGUACCAUUGGUGACCAAAUUGAAUGGUAUUACCACUGUAAAUUAGGACUGUUAAUUAAGUAUAGCUAUUCUGAAAUUAU
Messenger RNA from Eriocheir sinensis (Chinese mitten crab), 2645 nucleotides. RefSeq lists its product as uncharacterized. Gene Ontology annotation, molecular function: zinc ion binding. The transcript is spliced from 4 exons. NCBI's taxonomy places the organism in Eukaryota, Metazoa, Arthropoda, Malacostraca, Decapoda, Varunidae. The record is from RefSeq and is a predicted model, not a curated record. Bases 40 to 1749 code for a protein of 569 amino acids.